AAAUUCAGGAUUACUUACAAAAUGGUCAAUACAACAAUGCAAGAAUGGAUGUCCAAUGAAAUGGAACGUUUAUCCCUGAAAUGGGAACGUUACAAACCAGCAUGUUCCGGUUAUAAUCGUAUACACUCGGUUCGUCUCUCGAAAAGUGUUACCCAUAUGCUCAACAAUCCCCUGCCUGCAGAGGAUCGUUUAGGUGGCAGUUCUUCAUCAUCAAUGUCGUCGUCCAUGCAACGAGGUGGUACAGCUCAAAGUUCCCAGGUCUUAAGUCGUUCGCCAUCAUCGUGGGAGGAAGUGUAUCCUACAGUGCGAAUUACCCGUCAAGACUCGGAGGGGGAGCGCAAGGAUAGUGUACAGAAAUUUGCCUAUUAUCGAAAUUGUUCGACACGUGUAACGUAG
Molecule: messenger RNA, 396 nt
Organism: Musca vetustissima
Lineage: Eukaryota; Metazoa; Arthropoda; Insecta; Diptera; Muscidae
Exons: 1
Coding region: 22-396 (124 amino acids)
Source: RefSeq, a predicted model, not a curated record